AGAGAAGCAGUUUCUGCCUUUUUUUUCUCUGUCUCUGCAGCUUUUGGAUGUUAUCUCUGUAGCUGCAGGGGGUCUGACAGCUUUAGUUCUCUGCAAUGCACCAUGUGUGGUUUCACCGCUCACACCCCUGUCCCAGGCCAUGCAGGGUCUCAGCUCAGCCGAAGCUUUGGGCCCUCAGAAAUAUGGUCAGGGUAGAAGGAUAAGGUAGAACUCCCACAUGUGGCACAGUGGUCUCAGCUCUCUCCAGGCCGGCACAGUUCCAGUCUCCGGUGGCAGGCAGGCAGCACGCGGUGGUGGAGAAAAGGUGAGGGGAGGUGGGCAGAGAUUCUCGGCUACAGUCACCAGUUCUUGUCCCUUUUUUCUCCCUCAUUUUCCAAAAUUUACCCUCAAUUUUUAUAGUGUUCACAGGAGCUUGAACAUGUUUUUUUGGCACGUAGCCAGUUCAGAUGUUGGAAUAGAUAUGAUAAUCAUAAACAAUGGCAGGAUCUUUUGGCAGGAAAAGUGCCGUGGGAAGUCCUGGUGAGAACUUCUGGCAGAGAGCUGACAGAGAAUGUUUGAUAGGAAGUUUUUGACAGGUAGAAACAAUUUUUGGCAUUUCUAUAUUAUCUGUGUGUUACAGAUGGUUGCCAUGGUAAAUAACUGGGAAUGCAUAAUGAUUGCCAUGGUAACCACAGUAACAAUGAGACUUCAUAAUGGUUGCCGUGGUAACCAAUCAUAACAAUGAGAAUGCAUAACGGUUGCCAUGGUAACCGAGGUAACAAUGAGAAUGCAGAAGAUAUACCAUGGUAACGAAAUUCACAAUGAGAAUAUAUAGUGGUUGCCAUGGUAACCAAGGUCACAAUGAGAAUGCACAGUUGUUGCCAUUGUAAGUGACAUCACAAUGAGAAGGGACAAUGGUUGCCAUGGUAACCAACGUCACAAUGAGAAUGCUUAAUUGUUGCCAUGGUAACCAAUGUAACAGACUGCAUAAUGGUUGCCAUGGUAACCAAAGUCACAGUGAGAAUACACAAUGGUAACAGAGAUCACAGUGAGAAUGCACAAUGGUUGCCAUGGUAACCGAUGUAAUAAUGGGAAUGCACGAUCGUUGUCAUGCUAAGCAACGUCACAAUGCGAAUGCACAAUGGUUCAAAUGGUAAGCGAUGCCACAAUGAGAAUGCACAAUGGUUGCCAUGGAAACCGUUGUAAUAAUGGGAAUGCACAAGAGUUGCCACGGUAAAUGAGGUCACAAUGAGAAUGCACAAUGGUUGCCAUGGUAAGUGAGGCCACAAUGAGAAUGCACAAUGGUUGCCAUGGUAACCGAGGUCAAAGUGGGAAUACAUAAUGGUUUCCAUGGCAACCGAGGUCACAAUGGGAAUGCACAAGGGUUGCCAUGGCAACUGAGGUCAAAAUGAGAAAGCAUAAUGGUUCCCAUGGUAACCAAAAGUCACAAUGAGAAUGUACAAUGGUAGCCAUGAUAACCAAGGUCACAAUGAGAAUGCACAAUGGUUGCUGUGGUAAGCUAGGUGAUGAUAGAAAUGCACAAUGGUUACCAUGGUAAUCAUUUAAUAAUGGGAAUGCACAAUGGUUGCCAUGGUAACCGAUGUUAAGGAAAAAAAAACCAUAAUGGUGGCCAAGGUAACCAAGGUCACAAUGAGAAUGCAAAAUGGUUGCCAUGGCAACCAAAUCACAAUGACAAUGCACAAUGGUUGCCAUGGCAUCUGAUGUCACAAUGAGAAUGCACAAUGGUUCCAUGGCAUCUGUGGUCAUAAUGGGAAUGCACAAUGGUUGCCAUGGUAACGGAGGUCACAAUGAGAUUGCACAGUUGUUUCCAUUGGAAGUGACAUCACAAUGAGAAUGGACAAUGGUUGCCAUUGUAACCAACGUCACAAUGAGAAUGCUUAAUUAUUGCCAUGGUAACCACUGUAACAGUGAGACUGCAUAAUGGUUGCCAUGGUAACUGAGAUCACAAUGGGAAUGCACAAUGAUUGCCAUGGUAAGUGACAUCAUUAUGAGAAUGCACAAUGGUUGCCAUGGUAACUGAAGUCACAAUGAGAAUGCACAAUUGUUGCCAUGGUAACUGAUGUCACAAUGAGAAUACACAACAGAUGCCAUAUUAACCGAUAUUACAGUGGGAGUGCACAGUGGUUGCCAUGGUUGCUGAGUGUUACUGAGAAUCCACAAUGGUUACCGUGGUAACCGAGGUCACAAUGAUACUGCACAAUGGUUGCCAUGAUAAGUGGUGUCACAAUGAGAAUGCACUAUGGUUGCCAUGGUAACCGAGGUCACAAUGAGAAUGCACAAUGGUUGUCAUGGUAACCAAGGUCACAAUGGGAAUGCACAAUGGUUUCCAUGGUAAGUGACGCCCGUACCGCCCGCCCCGCCCGUACCAACCGCCCCGCCCUUACCGACCGCUCCGACCGGACCGAUCGUACCGCCCGCUCCGAUCGUACCGACUACACCCGUGGUAGAAGAAAUGGAGACGGAUGACGAUCUACUUGACCGUCUUACACCUCCACCCCCGGAGGACGGCGGCCUCCACAGCGGUAAUGAGGAACGCCGACCAACAGCGUAUUCAGAGUUACGGCGGGAGCUCCGAAGCCAGAGAGAAACGAUGACAGACCUCCUGCAUCAGAUGGAGCGGCUCGAUCGGGGAUCAAAGAGACAGGAUAUUAAAAAGGCCUAUAAGGAUGCUCAUAAAUCUAUAAUGAGUGGGUUAAAUGCUAUUGAGCACAAUUUUGGGGAAAUUGAACAGGAAAGGCAAAAUAUCCAAUUUAUACCUAGAGAUCCUAACUUUGAUCCUCAAAAGCGUUAUCGAGGGCUGGCAGAAAAUUGUAUUAUAGAGGGAGAAUUUUCUUUUACCCCACUUGCAGCUCCUGUAGUGGUGCGACAGGGUCAACAAACCUGGGAACCCCUAGAUUGGAAAUUAGUGCAGGGGAUUCAAAAGGUAAUAAUGCAAUAUUCUCAUAAUAACAAAUUAGUAAGAAAUCAAGUCACUUCCCUGAUAAAGUAUACUGACAUGGUACCAACAGACAUGAGGGCAGUCAUGGAGCUGAUUUUAUCACCCACCACUUAUAUGCUCUGGCUAGCAAAGUGGCAGGAACAACUGGAAAUGAAAUUAAUGGAGAAUAUUCAUUUGCCACAGGGCGACCCCUUGAGGGUGGCACCCUUAGAUGCACUUAUGGGAACAGGUGCUUAUCGGGAUGGGGCUGCUCAGGCAGCAUUGCAUACUAGGAUUUUGCAGCAAUCAAAAAACGCUGGUUUGGCAGCUUUCCUAGCACUGCCUCAGAUUCACACACCGACACUGCCUUAUACAAAAAUCAUGCAAAAACCAAAUGAAACAUUUUUUAGUUUUGUUGACAGGCUGCGAGAGGCAAUAGAAAAUGCACCUAAUGUCACUCCUGAUCUUAAGGCUCUUUUAACAAAAGAAAUUGCUGUCCAAAAUGCUAAUGCGGCCUGCAAGCAGCUUAUAGCUGCCUUACCCCCUGGUGCAACUAUUACUCAAAUGAUAGAGACCUGUGCAAGGGCCCCACUAGUAGAAGAAGAAACUAAAGCACGAAUUCAUGCUAAUGCUUUGGCUGCUGCUCUAAAGAUCAACCCUCUGCAAGGGCAGGGAUGGAACCCCCUUACCAUGUCGGGAAGCGGGAACAGCCGCGCUCCGAGGGACGCGGCCAAGAAAUAUCCCCAGAACAUUCCAAAAACACUGGCUGCCUCGACGAACUGCAAUCCGCCACUUGCGGAAGCGCAGGAGUCGAUCUGGCCGUGGUAG
Molecule: messenger RNA, 3745 nt
Organism: Myiozetetes cayanensis
Lineage: Eukaryota; Metazoa; Chordata; Aves; Passeriformes; Tyrannidae
Exons: 3
Coding region: 2453-3745 (430 amino acids)
Biological process (GO): viral process
Source: RefSeq, a predicted model, not a curated record